GAUCCAAAUGAAGAUACAGAAUGGAAUGAAAUUUUGAGAGAUUUUGGCAUUCUUCCUCCAAAAGAAAAAGCACAGGAUGAAACUGAAGAAAUGGUUUCAUGUUUACAGGAAGAAGCAAUGGUUAAACCAUAUGAAAAGAUGACUCUUGAACAGUUGAAGGAAGCUGAAGAUGAAUUUGAUGAUGAAGAUAUGAGAGCUAUUGAAACAUAUAGAGAAAAGAGGUUACAAGAAUGGAAAGCUCUUAAGAAAAAGCAAAAAUUUGGGGAAUUAAGAGAAAUUUCUGGAAAUCAGUAUGUGAAUGAAGUCACAAAUGCAGAAAAAGAUGUGUGGGUUGUAAUUCAUCUAUACAGAUCAAGCAUCCCAAUGUGUUUGUUGGUUAACCAGCAUCUUAGUCUCCUAGCAAGCAAAUUUCCAGAAACUAAAUUUGUUAAAGCCAUCGUGAAUAGCUGUAUUCAACACUACCAUGACAAUUGUUUACCAACAAUUUUUGUUUAUAAAAAUGGUCAGAUAGAAGGCAAAUUCAUUGGAAUUAUAGAAUGUGGAGGGAUGAAUCUCAAACUAGAAGAGCUUGAAUGGAAACUAGCAGAAGUUGGAGCAAUACACACUGAUUUGGAAGAAAACCCCAAAAAAGGAAUUGUAGAUUUGAUGGUAUCUUCAAUUAGAAACACUUCUACCUAUGAUGACAGUAGUAGUUCAAACAGUAAUAAUGAUGAUAUGAAAUAG
This is a messenger RNA of Manis javanica (Malayan pangolin), 723 nucleotides long. It is a transcript of the gene PDCL2, whose product is annotated as phosducin like 2. Gene Ontology annotation, cellular component: cytoplasm. The record is from RefSeq and is a predicted model, not a curated record. NCBI's taxonomy places the organism in Eukaryota, Metazoa, Chordata, Mammalia, Pholidota, Manidae. Gene Ontology annotation, biological process: protein folding.